CUAAUUCGUCUUAAAUUCAGUAUUCACUGGAUUAAGAGGGCCAACGGCUAAUAUGGUUUGCCCCAAAAUGAUCUGGUUAUUCUCCAUGUCUGGAAUUUUCCUGGCUAACAUUUCACAAUUUUUCAUAAUGAUGCGCAUCUAUCGACUGUGGAAUCACAAACAGACUGCACGCAGGGUGCUGCUCGUCGUGUUCGCUGCCUGCACAACAGGCACAUUUAUUUUAAAUGCCAUAACGGUUUUGACCUUUUUGGAGACACAAAUCAAGCUACCGCCCAAAGUGUUGGUUUGCAUGGUCGCCGAGGUACCGAAGACAUUACCUUCCACGAUGGGUAUCUUACUGUUAUUGGAUCUCUUUGUGAUUUUGGUCUUCGUCUACAAUGCUCUGGAAAACCCGCGUCGGUGUGAAAGCGAAGUCUUUGAUUCACUGCGGCGCGAUGGCGUAAGAAUCUAUUUGCUUGGCUCCUUCUUCUGGAUGCUGCUUUUGAUAACCUCUCUUACUGCAGGGAUUACAGUAUAUUUCCCCAUUUUGACUCUCGUAUGUUCUCUGAAGGCCAAUCUUACCUCUCGGAUACACCUUCGCGUAGAAAGUCUGAGACCGUCCAAUACUGCGCAUCCCGUCAGGGUAUAUACAGGAUAUGACGGCCAACAUCUGGGAUGUCUCUGUUGCUCUUCUCAGGGCACUUAAUGGCAAGUGCAGCGAUAAUAGAGGAAAUUCGCCCUAUAAUCAGCUGUUAGCGCACAAUUACCUGGAGAUAAGGAGGUAAGUUCCAGGAGGCCAGGAUCCCAUCGGACUGGAUAUUGCCGCUAGAGUGAUGUGGGUUUUACAUAUGUGAUAAUGAUUUUUGUAGUAG
Guyanagaster necrorhizus is the source of this 851-nucleotide messenger RNA. RefSeq lists its product as uncharacterized. NCBI's taxonomy places the organism in Eukaryota, Fungi, Basidiomycota, Agaricomycetes, Agaricales, Physalacriaceae. The record is from RefSeq and is a predicted model, not a curated record. The transcript is spliced from 9 exons. The coding region runs from base 53 to 685 and encodes 210 amino acids.